AUGGAAACAAUGACUCAUUCUGCAUUUGACAGUCAAAUUGAAACACUUAUUUCAACAUUUAUUGACGAAGUUUUAGCAGACUAUCAUCGAACACUUUCAUUCAUUAUUGGUUCAUUUGAAGUCAAUCAACUAUUAAACAUGUUCACUGGUAAUUGGCAAUUAGAUUUUACAAAUGAAAAAGAAAAUUAUAUUAUGGCUACAAGACCACGUGUUUUCUCAUCAUCAAAUUGUACUUGUGCCACAACAUCUAAUUGUAUUGAACAGAUUAGAGAAGAUGUAAUUAGUGGUUGUUUUCCAUUUGAUGAAUUUCGUUUCACCAAAUACGAGGAUACAUCACUAGAUGAAUUAAAUAAAAAAUUAUUUGUAGAAUCAUGGCAUAACCACAGUAACUAUAGCGCGUAUUUUGAAACGUGUCAACCGACAGAAUGUCGUCAUGUGCAAUUCGAUCGACAUGAUCUAUUAUAUACAUUGAUGGGUAAUAUAAAAUAUUCAAGUCAAUUUACAUUGGAAGAAAUUGCUUUACCAUAA
Messenger RNA from Rotaria sp. Silwood1, 528 nucleotides. The record is from the annotation of a GenBank genome assembly. Lineage: Eukaryota; Metazoa; Rotifera; Eurotatoria; Philodinida; Philodinidae.